Molecule: messenger RNA, 492 nt
Organism: Adineta steineri
Lineage: Eukaryota; Metazoa; Rotifera; Eurotatoria; Adinetida; Adinetidae
Source: the annotation of a GenBank genome assembly
AUGUUUGAUUUUAUAACCCGUCGUCGUCUUAUUAUUUUUCUUGCUGCCAUUUUAUUUGUUACAAUAAGUAUUUUAUUUAUUGUUCAUAUACGUUCAACAACAAUCAGUCAAAUUAUACCAUCGUUUACACCAACAUCUUCAUCAAUAAAUUCAACCGAUGAAGAAAAAUCAACAGAUAAAUGUUAUCUUAAUGAACCAUUUGAUGUUUUAACAUCAUGUCGAAGAUGUCGAUCUUAUGAACAACGUGCACACGCUACUGAUUGUUUGCCUACAGGUUAUCGAGAAUUUGUAUUUUGUUCAAAAUCAAACAUUAAAGUUUACCGUCCAUGUGCAAUACCUAUUCGUAUACAGAAAGAACGUUUUUGGUAUUUCGAAGGUAUUGUUUUUAUUAUUGCCUUGUUAUCGACAACAAGUGUUUAUUUACGUCAAAAAUCAUUAAAUAAACAAAUGGUAGAAAAAAUCAAACGACAGAUUGAAAUAAGUGAGGAAUGA